AUGUCGCUCAUACCACACGCAGGCAUCUACACCGAGGGUACCGAUAUCCCUUCGGUGGACUGUCUAAUUAUGGGUCGGCCCACGAAGAGCUCAGUGCUUUUUCAACAAAUGAUUGGCAGAGGUCUGCGACUACACCCGGGCAAGGAGAAUUGCCUGGUACUGGAUGUGGUGGAUGUUGUCAACAAGCACGACUUAGUCACGCUCCCUACUUUGCUAGGCUUGUCUUCAGAGUUCAAGUUGGCUGGUCAUGAUCUUAUUCAG
Molecule: messenger RNA, 261 nt
Organism: Sphaeroforma arctica JP610
Lineage: Eukaryota; Ichthyosporea; Ichthyophonida
Exons: 1
Source: RefSeq, a predicted model, not a curated record